Xyrauchen texanus (razorback sucker) is the source of this 1344-nucleotide messenger RNA. It is a transcript of the gene creld2, whose product is annotated as cysteine-rich with EGF-like domains 2. Lineage: Eukaryota; Metazoa; Chordata; Actinopteri; Cypriniformes; Catostomidae. Bases 167 to 1072 code for a protein of 301 amino acids. Gene Ontology annotation, molecular function: calcium ion binding. The record is from RefSeq and is a predicted model, not a curated record. The transcript has 8 exons.
ACGAAUGUGGAGCUUUAGAGAGCCGGCAUGGAAUAUGCAUAAACGUGUCCUAAUUUUCGACAUUAGACGUUGAUUCAGGGCAUCUUAAGCAGCUGGAGGCAACCCAGAAAAACAUUGUUUAUUUUUUUAUCGGACAUGAAGCUUUGAGCUAGAUAAUAAAACUUGGAUGGGAAACAUGGUAGUCGUAUUUAAUGUUUGUCAGUUGAUAUGUAUUGUUUUUCUUUUUCAAUUUAGACCUGUCUACACAAAGGACUUUAAAGCAUUAUGUUCAACAUGCAAUCAAAUAUCCAGCAAUUUUGACAAGGGGUUAGAAAAAACGGCAAAGGAAAAUUUUGGUGGUGGGAACACGGCAUGGGAAGAAAGAAAACUCUCUAAAUAUAAAUCAAGUGAGAUUCGGCUGAUGGAGAUACUGGAGGGCUUGUGUGACAGCAGCAGUUUUGAGUGCAACCACAUGGUGGAAGAACAUGAGGAACAUUUUGAGACCUGGUGGUUCAAGAGGAAAGCUAAACAUCCAGAUCUGUUUAAGUGGUUUUGUAUUGAGACCAUCAAAGUAUGCUGUCCUAAAGGCUCAUUUGGUCCUGACUGCAAUACUUGCGUUGGAGGAGGGGACAGACCGUGUCAUGGUAACGGCAAAUGUGACGGAGACGGAACACGGGCUGGAAAUGGGAAAUGCAGUUGUGAUGAGGGAUAUGAAGGAGAGUUUUGUCUGGACUGCAGCGAUGGAUAUUUUAGUGAACAGAGAAAUGAUACCUUCUCCCUGUGCAAAGCAUGCAAUACCAGAUGCUCCGGUUGCAAAGGACCUGGUGCUGAUAGCUGCCUCACCUGCGCUGAUGGCUAUAAGGAUGAGGAAGGCACCUGUACAGAUGUGAAUGAGUGUGACCAGUCAGAGACGGUGUGUGCUAAAGAACACCAGGAGUGCGUCAACACUGAAGGCAGCUUUAAGUGCCAGUGUGCCGCUGGUUUUCAAGAGCAGGAUGACGUUUGUGUCAAAUUGCUAGAACCAGAAGAGAAUCAUGAAGAGCCUGAAGCUUCUCAAAUUGUCGAAUCACCUGAAAAACACGAGGACCUCUGACAGUACCAACCUUUUGGGACCUCUGGUGUCUGCAGCAGUAGAUACUGUUAGUUAUAUGCGAAUAAUCAAGACUGAAUGGAAAUUGCAAUUCAUACUCCUUGAACUGCACUAUUUUAACUUGAGGAACAUGGACAGCAUGCCUUUGCAGGAGAAAGGCAUAGUCAACCACAAUUUAUCAUUGACCAAGAUACAAUUAAGAUACAUUUCUUUUCGGUUUUGUUUUUUUACUCAUGAUGAACUUGGAUGUUGUGAUUUUUGAAAGUUAAAUAAAG